AUGCUUCACUCUCCACUGAAAACAGCGUUGGCAUAUGAGUGCUUCCAAGACCAGGCCAGCUCCACUCUAGCUCUGCCCUCGGACCACAAGCUGAAAACUAAGGGCACGGGAAAACAGCGGGUCCAAGAGCAAGUGAUGAUGACGGUGAAGCGCCAGAAGCAAAAGUCGUCCAUAUCGUCAAGUGUGGGCCACUCCAACCGAGGUUCCAUGUACGAUGGUUUAGCUGAUGGUUAUGGCUAUGGGACAUCCCGGGGCAGCUAUUACGCCAAAACCCAAACAGGAAACAGCAGCUGGGGAUAUCCGCUGUACAACGGGACCCUGAAGCGGGACGUGGAGAACAGGCGCUACAGCUCGUACAGCCAGAUGGAGGGCUGGGGCAGCAAGCACUACAGCAAGGCUGUCUGCAGCCCCACCAGGGCCGGCAGCGACUACUGCUUUGUGCAGAACAUCAAGAGCAGCCGGAGCGAGCCCGACCUCUACUGCGAACCGCCCCGGGGCACGCUGAGGAAGAGUCAGGUGGGGGGCCGGGCAGAGCACAAGGCAACCUUAAACCGCCAGAGCAUCUACAGCAGCUGUAGCACCCAGCAAGGAACUACCAGGACAAGUAAAAAAAUGCCAGCACGGGCCCUCUCCUGCCCCUCAAGCAACAAGCCCGAUGUGGUCUAUGCCCAACCCAUGAUGAGCUGCAAGCAGGACGUGGUUUAUGGACAGGCUCAGUCCGGCUCCAAAAUAUGUGGUGAUGAGAUAGACGGCGGUACAAUGACCAUCCAGAAAGCCAUACAACUUCUGUGCUCCUCUGAUGACAAAUACCAGGCCAUGGGUGCUUACUACCUUCAGCACACCUGCUUCCAGGAUGAGUCUGCCAAGCAAGAGGUCUAUCGGCUGGGAGGAAUUGCCAAGCUCGUCGAGCUGCUGCGCAGCACAAACCAGAACGUACAGCGGGCGGCAGCUGGAGCCCUCCGAAAUUUGGUCUUCAAGAAUCCAACCAACAAGAUAGAAACCCGGCGGCAGAAUGGGAUAAGGGAGAGCGUGAGCCUCCUACGGAGAACAGGGAACACUGAAAUUCAGAAACAACUGACAGGACUGCUCUGGAACCUCUCCUCCACCGAUGAAUUAAAAGAAGAGUUGAUACAGGAGGCCCUCCCCGUCUUGACAGACUGUGUUAUCAUCCCUUUCUCUGGUUGGUCUGAUGGCAGCUGCAAUAGGACAAGAGAAAUUAUUGACCCAGAAGUAUUCUUCAAUGCUACAGGGUGUUUGAGAAACUUGAGUUCUGCAGACAUGGGGCGCCAGACCAUGAGGAAUUACCCUGGCUUGAUCGAUUCAGUCAUGACUUAUGCCCAGAACUGCGUGGCUUCUAACCGACCUGAUGAUAAGUCUGUGGAGAAUUGCAUCUGCAUCCUGCACAACCUCUCCUACCGCCUGGAUGCCGAAGUUCCCAACAAAUACACCCAGCUCAACCACAUGGCCCGGAGCGUUUAUAUGGACAAAACUCUCACAGGCUGUUUCAACAGCAGGAGUGGUAAAAUGGAGAACGAUGAGUACGGUGUCCCCCUUCCUGAGGAGGAUUUUAAACCCAAAGGACCGAGCUGGCUCUACCACUCUGAUGCCAUCCGCACCUACCUGUCCCUGAUGGAUCAGAGCAAGAAGGAUGCCACCCUGGAAGCUUGUGCUGGAGCUCUGCAGAACCUCACUGCGAGCCGAGGGCUGAUGUCCAACGCAAUGAGCCAAUUGAUUGGUUUGAAGGAAAAGGGUUUGCCUCGUAUAGCACGGCUCCUCCAGUCCAACAGCUCUGAAGUUGUCCGGUCUGGGGCUUCUUUGCUGAGCAACAUGUCCCGGCAUCCUGUUCUCCACAAAACCAUGGCUCACCAGGUGCUCCCAGAUGUAUCACGUCUCCUGUCAUUCCAGUCUGGAAAUACCAACAGCUAUGGCGAGAUCAUGACAUCAGCUUGUUACACUCUGAGGAACCUCAUCAUGUCCAACCCACACCUGGGAAAGUCUUACUUGACAAGCAACAUGCUAAAUAAUGUAGUAAGCCUGUGCCGAAAUGGCUCCUGUCCAAAAGCGGCCGAAGCUGCUCGCCUCCUCCUGACAGAUCUUUGGUCGAACAGGGAGCUCCAGAGUGUCCUCAAGCAGCAAGGAUUUGAUAAGAACAUGAUGGGAUCUUUAGCUGGAACGACCUUCAGGACCCUGUCCUCCAGAUUUUAGGAGCCUCUCCAUGCACGUUCAGGCUGCAGAAUUUGGAAUUGGUUCAUGUCCAGGAAGACAACCC
Gymnogyps californianus (California condor) is the source of this 2269-nucleotide messenger RNA. It is a transcript of the gene PKP1, whose product is annotated as plakophilin 1. Gene Ontology annotation, biological process: cell-cell junction assembly; intermediate filament bundle assembly; cell-cell adhesion. Bases 1 to 2205 code for a protein of 734 amino acids. Gene Ontology annotation, cellular component: nucleus; cytoplasm; plasma membrane. Gene Ontology annotation, molecular function: cadherin binding. NCBI's taxonomy places the organism in Eukaryota, Metazoa, Chordata, Aves, Accipitriformes, Cathartidae. The record is from RefSeq and is a predicted model, not a curated record. The transcript has 14 exons.